UAUAGGCAGAGUUGGGGAAAUUGCAUCCAUUUCCAUCCCAGAAAAUGUAAAAUCCUAUUAGGACGCAUGGUGGCGUUGCAGGAUAAGAAGGUACAAACCGGAACCGCAGCUCUGGUUCCAUUAACAGGCAAAACUUACCAACAGAGCCUGGAAGACACAGGAAGCUUGGACGCCAAGGAAGGAGGACUGGGAGGUGAAAAAGACUAUUCACCAGGAUAUUUCUGAGGUAUCUUGUGGAUUAAUCGGUCUCAGAUACUGGGGUUUUACACUUCAGUGAAUUCAUCCUGUCAGGAAGCUGUACCACGCAAGAACAAUGGAGGCCAGCAGGAAGCUCAUUUGCAGACAAAGGCAAGUCAUUUUAAUCUUUCUCCUCUUGGGUUCAUCUCUGGUUGGGGCGGAACCUAGGCGCUAUUCCGUAGUGGAGGAAACUGAGGGCAGCUCCUUUGUUACCAAUUUAGAAACGGACUUGGGUCUGGGGCAGAGGGAGCUCUCCAGACGAGGGGCUAGGGUCACUUCCAAAGGGAACAAACUGCGUUUGCAGCUCGAUUUGGAGACAGGGGAUCUGCUGCUAAAUGAGAAACUGGACCGUGAGGAACUGUGCGGUGACACAGAGCCCUGUGUGCGACAUUUCCAGGUGUUGCUAGAAAACCCCUUGGAGUUUUUUCAAGCUGAGCUGCAAGUAGUAGACAUAAAUGACCAUUCCCCGGUGUUCAUGGACAGAGAAAUAUUACUGAAAAUAUCAGAGAGCAGUCCUCCCGGGACCACAUUUCCUCUGAAGAACGCCCAGGACUUGGAUGUGGGUCGAAAUAAUAUUGAGAAUUAUGUCGUCAGCUCCAACUCCCAUUUCCGGGUCCUCACCCGCAAGCGCAGCGACAACAGGAAAUACCCAGAGCUGGUGCUGGACAAAGCACUAGAUCGGGAGGAGGAACCUGUGCUCAGGUUAACGCUCACAGCCCAGGACGGUGGCUCUCCACCCCGGUCUGGAACAGUCCAGGUCCGCAUCGAAGUCGCCGACACUAAUGACAAUGCCCCUGAAUUUGAGCAGCCUCUCUAUAAGGUGCAAGUCCGGGAGGACAGUCCCAUAGGCUUCCUGAUUGUCAGGGUCUCUGCUACUGACAUAGACAUAGGAGCCAACGCACAGAUUUCUUACUCACUUUUCCAAGUUUCAGAGGAGAUAAGCAAAACCUUUCAGGUAAAUCCCACGACAGGAGAAAUUCGACUGAAAAAACAACUUGAUUUUGAAACAAUUCAGUCCUAUGAAGUCAAUAUGGAGGCAAGAGAUGCUGGAAGCUUUUCUGGAAAAUGCACUGUUUUGGUUCAAGUCAUGGAUGUGAACGACAAUGCCCCAGAAAUUUCCAUUUCUGCGUUUACCAGUCCAAUACCAGAGAACUCGCCUGAGACUGUGGUUGCAGUUUUCAGUGUUUCAGAUCUUGAUUCAGAAGAAAAUGGGAGACUAGGUUGCUCUGUUCAGGACGAUCUACCAUUCCUCUUGAAAUCUUCACUCAAAAAUUUUUACACUCUGGUAACAGACAGACCGCUGGAUAGAGAGAGUAGAUCUGAGUACAAUGUCACCAUCACCGUCACGGACUUGGGAACUCCAAGGCUAAAAACACAGCUCAAUGUAACCAUCCUGAUCUCUGACGUCAAUGACAACAUGCCCACCUUCUCCCAAACCUCCUAUACUCUAUUGGUCCGCGAGAACAACAGCCCCGCCCUGCACAUGGGCAGCGUCAGCGCCACAGACAGAGACUCAGGCUCCAACGCCCAAGUCACCUACUCACUGCUGCCGCCCCAGGACCCACACCUCCCCCUCGCCUCCUUGGUCUCCAUCAACGCGGACAACGGGCACCUCUUCGCUCUCAGGUCACUGGAUUACGAGGCCCUGCGAGCCUUCGAGUUCCGCGUGGGCGCGACAGACGCAGGCUCCCCAGCGCUGAGCAGCGAGGCCCUGGUGCGUGUGGAGGUCGUGGACGAAAACGACAACACGCCUUUCAUCCUGUAUCCUAUGCAGAACAGCUCUGUGCCCUCCACAGAGCUGGUGCCCAGGGCGGCUGAGGCGGGCUACCUGGUGACCAAGGUGGUGGCGGUGGACAGAGACUCGGGCCAGAACGCCUGGCUGUCCUACCAGCUGCUCAAGGCCACGGAGCCCGGACUGUUCAGCGUGUGGGCGCACAAUGGCGAGGUGCGCACAGCCAGACUGCUGAGCGAGCGCGACGCCGCCAAGCACAGACUCAUCGUGCUGGUCAAGGACAAUGGCGAGCCACCAAUGUCGACCACCGUCACGCUGCACGUGCUCCUGGUGGAUGGGUUCUCGCAGCCCUACCUGCGGCUACCAGAGGUGGCUCUGGAUGAAGCCAAAGCCGACUCGCUCACCGUCUACUUGGUCAUUGCAUUGGCGUUGGUCUCCUCUCUCUUCCUGUUCUCAGUGCUCCUGUUCGUCGGGGUGAGGCUGUGCAGGAGGAACAGGGCCGCCUCGGUGAAUCGCUUCCCAGCGUCUGAGGGCCACUUUCCAGGCCACUCUUUGGAAGUCAGUGGGACUGGGACCCUGUGCCAGAACUACCAGUACGGGGUGUGUCUGACUAGAGGCUCAGAGACCAGCGAAUUCAAGUUCCUGAAGCCAAUUUUACCCAAUUUCCAGAGCCACUCCCCUGGGUCAGACACAGAAGAAAACCCCAACUUUUGGAAUGAUUUUGGUUUCAGUAUUCAGUGACAAUAAUUGUUUUUCAUAGUCCAUAUUUUUAAGAUUUCAUGGUAAAUUCAUGAUGACAGUUUUUUUGGCCAACCUAUUGUGGAUUUGAAAUUGCACCAAACUUGCAUGCAAAAUUUUUCAUGUUAUCCGUGUCUUUUUAAAUUGUAUGGUAUCCUGCUUUCAUGCCUAUAACAAGAUCAAUGGUCCUCAAUCUUGGCUUUUGAAACAUAAAUGAAGUCAAUAUCUGCACAAAUGCUUGUUCUGGAAUAGCUGAGGAAUGUGUUAGGAAAGAAAAAGCAGAAAAUUAAGUCUUUAUAAUCAUAAAGUAGCAAAGCACUGACAUUUCCGUUAGAGUAUGCCUAAUUGGGAACGAAAGACCAUGUGUGUAGAGGGAAUGUCUGGUUCUUGACUUUUGCUGCCAUCAUGGUCACCAAACUUCUUUGAAGUUGUUUUCUCUUAAAAUGUUAUGUUAAAACUGUUAUACUAAUUGUGUCCUUCCAUUAAUAUAUCCGUGUUUGUUUUAAUACAACUUUUAAAUUGCUUUCCAUUUAUUUUCAUUGGUUUUAAAAGUGGAAAAAAAUAGCUAUACCAUGUUUAUCCUAUGAGAUGAAGUAGCAUGGUAGUGAAACUGGCUUUUCCCAUUUUAAGAAACAGUAAACAUACUUUUUCUGUGACAGAAACUGCAGUAGCCACCCAAUAUCCAUUUAUCUUUUUUUUUUCUUUAAUAACAGAUCUCAAAUUUUGUUCAGGACAUUAAUGUGUCUCAUCAAAAGAGUGAAUUUUCCCAGCCUCCUCAACAGCUAGGACUGGAUGUAUGUUUAGGUUAUAGUCCAUGUACAAAUGUGCAGGAGACUUCCAAUAAAUCUACUUAAAGGGAGAUGGCUUACCUAGGAAGGGGGUGCUUUUUUUCCUUCCCUGAUUGCUCCUUGCUGCCUAGAAUGUGAAUGUCUUGGCUGUGCACAAACAGCCAUGUUGGAUCAUAAAGCAACCUUAGUGAUGUAAACAAUGGGCUGAGACAGCAUAGAAUACACUUAAAAGGAACAAGAGUCCCUGAUGAUUAUGAAGUGGUCAUAUUGUCCCUGGGUUGCUUACUUCUGAAUGUCUUUUACUUGAAGAAAUAAGAAAACUUCCAUCUCAUUUAAGCCACCAUUAUUUUAGUUUUCAUGGUGCCUCCAGUGGAAUCUAAUUCUAAGUUGUUUUUGUUUUGUUUUCCUUUUCAUAGUAAGUUUUUAGUAAGAUACAUACAUACACUGAAAUGCACAGAUCUUAAAUGUACACUUUGAUUGACCCGAUGUUUUAUUCUAACUCAAUUAAAAGUUGUGUUCAGAGUGCUUUACACACAUUAUCUUUUACUUCUCUGCCAAACCCUAAGAACAUUGCAUUAUUAUUCCCUUUUACAUGAGGAAACUGAGGCUUAGAAAGGUUAAGUAACUUGCUCACAAUUCUGAGAAAAAAAAAAAAACAAGAGAAAGUGAUUUAGAUCUAAUUUAAGUCUAUCUGAAUCAAAUGUCCAAGUUCUUAACCAAUAUGCUAUACCGUUAGGCAUUAACUGGUAGCAUUAUCUUCCUCACUGAUGAAGGGAAAUCUAUCAGUUAUUCCUAUGACUGUUCCGUGAACUGAACACUCAUGCAGAAAUGUAACUUACAGCUAGUGGUUUAUUUCUAUACCAAUGGCCUCACUGCUCUGGGCCAAUGAAGCCAAAGUUUUUACAAAAGCACCACCGUUAGUAAGCUGAGUCGGACACCACAACCGCACUUCAUCAUGAAGGAAUCAGCCUGACUCUCUUCCUAUAGCUUCUCGAUAUAUGGAACUCAUUAUUGCAGAAAUAAGUGUCUUGAAUAGGGAGUGGAGUUACCCUAUGAUUUUAUUUCUUGAAAUUUUUGUUUUGUUUCUUCACUCUUUUUCUGUCAACUGAAUAAUAUGUAUUUUUGUUUUCUUUGGAAAUCUGAAA
Messenger RNA from Loxodonta africana (African savanna elephant), 4640 nucleotides. Its product is annotated as protocadherin beta-13. The record is from RefSeq and is a predicted model, not a curated record. The transcript has a single exon. Gene Ontology annotation, cellular component: plasma membrane. Bases 314 to 2710 code for a protein of 798 amino acids. Gene Ontology annotation, molecular function: calcium ion binding. NCBI's taxonomy places the organism in Eukaryota, Metazoa, Chordata, Mammalia, Proboscidea, Elephantidae. Gene Ontology annotation, biological process: homophilic cell-cell adhesion.